AUGGAUUAUCAAAACAGAAUAGGGUCCAAAAAAGGUGGUGGUGGUGUCGCCAGUGCAAGUGAAUCAAACAGUUAUAGAAGAGAACGUAUCAAAAAACUAGUAUCAAAUCAAAUUGAUUUAGAUAAUGAUCCAUAUGUUUUCAAAAAUCAUUUAGGUUUACUUGAGUGUAGAUUAUGUCUUACUACUCAUAAUAAUCCAGAAUCUUUCUUAUCACAUUCACAAGGAAGGAAACAUCAAUUGAAUUUACAAAAAAGAUCUAUAUUGGAGAAUAAACAUCAACAACAACAAGAUCAUCAAGGUAUAAGUAUAUCAAAUAUAAAUAAAAUAUCAAAGGGGAAUAAGAUUGGGAAACCUGGUUAUAAAGUUAUGAAAAUUCGUCAUCCUAUUUCACUUGAGAUUGGAUUAUUAAUUAAAAUUAAUUAUUUACAAAUAUCCCCAGGAGAUUCACCAAAUUAUAGAUUUAUGAAUACUUUUGAACAAAAUAUUGAUUUGAGUAAAAAUUCAAAUUAUCAAUACUUGGUGAUUAAUGCUGAUCCUUAUGAAAAUAUUGCAUUUAAAAUUCCAUCAAAAGAAAUAUAUAGUGAAAGAACAACUAGUGAUAAUGAUGAUAAUGAUAAAUUCUGGACUUUUUGGGAUAAAGAUACAAAAGAAUUUUAUAUACAAUUUUUCUAUAAAAAUAUAACAUAA
This is a messenger RNA of Hansenula ciferrii, 687 nucleotides long. RefSeq names its product spliceosome assembly protein PRP11 (gene PRP11). The record is from RefSeq and is a predicted model, not a curated record. The coding region runs from base 1 to 687 and encodes 228 amino acids. NCBI's taxonomy places the organism in Eukaryota, Fungi, Ascomycota, Saccharomycetes, Phaffomycetales, Wickerhamomycetaceae. Gene Ontology annotation, molecular function: zinc ion binding; nucleic acid binding. Gene Ontology annotation, biological process: spliceosomal complex assembly. Gene Ontology annotation, cellular component: catalytic step 2 spliceosome; U2 snRNP; U2-type prespliceosome. The transcript has a single exon.